AUGCCCCGAAGUGUCGUGACGUACCGUCACCUGUCGACGUUCUUGACGUUUGAAGACGCUACGGCUGCGCUGCACACGUACGACGCGUUCCAUUACAUUAUGGCCUACAACUACGGCCCCAGUGUGAACGGCAAAGUCUACCGGUGCAUCUCCCACGAAAGCUGUGGUCGACGGCUUCGGGUGGCCGAGUGCAACAACGAAGAGGCGGAAAUCCCCGUGACGUUCCAGUUGGCCGUCGCGGGCGUCCACGGGACCAGAGCGUCGACGCGAAGACGAGUUGGCAUUGACAUGUCGCUCAAAGCUGAGGUCGAUGCCUUCUUGACGCAGGGCAUGCAGCCAAAGACGUGUCGCCUCGUGCUCGAGAAAAAGUACGCAAAGCGACCGAAGAUGCUCGCAAAACUCCCGAACGAAGCGCAGGUGCGGAACCGGUUGCUGACGCUACGGAGACACAAGCAGCAACGGGUCGAGGGAGCGGGGACGACGGACUCGACGUCGUCGACUGCAUCCUCUCCGCUGCCUGCACUGGUCGACGACUCGCUUCAACUACAGGAGGAUUCCGAGUCAGAGUGGGUUGAUGACGGUGCCCACUUGGAUGCAGAGGACGCGACGAGCAGCACGGGCGAGCCGGGAGGUGGGGACAAGCCAGAGCGGUUUGACAAGGCGAAGCUCAUGAGGGAUUUCGCAGCGUUACCUGGACGACCAGUGUUGUGGAACGUGCUCAAGAAGACUCGGUAUGUUGAUGACGAGAGUGAGGAGGUCGUGACGGAGUGGACAACUGGUCGGGUGGUCAAAUGGCAGACACGCGAGAACGCACCUACCAAGUGGGUGGUGCACUACACAGACGGCGAGAAGCGUGCUUUCGCACUCGAAGAGCUAGUGGAUGAGAUUGAAGCAUCGAUAAAGCAGGGACUGGACGUUAUGAAUCGGCAAGGGAGCUUCUGA
Hyaloperonospora brassicae is the source of this 942-nucleotide messenger RNA. The record is from the annotation of a GenBank genome assembly. NCBI's taxonomy places the organism in Eukaryota, Oomycota, Peronosporomycetes, Peronosporales, Peronosporaceae.